UUGUCUCUGGCUUCACACCUGACUGCUGUUAGGUGACUGGUUUCCAUUUUCGCAGAGAGGCGGACUGUACAACAACAUGGAGCCGGAGAUGGAGGACAAAACCCUGGAGCUGAUGUGCUCUUUGCCUCGCUCUCUUUGGCUGGGUUGUUCCUCGGUGGCAGAGAGCCUAUGUGCUCUCAGGUGCCUGCAGAGCCUCCCCACCUCCCGGGCCCACAACCAGAACCUAACUGUGAUGGAGUCGCAGAAUCUCACUGACGACCUCUCGCCAAAGAAGACGACAGUUUUUAAGCUGGGAAAUGGUACUCUGUCUGGCUCGAGGAAACGUCUGUCACGUGCCACCUUUGAGAAGGAGAAGGAGAUGUGUAUCCAGAUGUUCGAGCAGUGGUCCGAGGCUGAUCAGGUGGAAUUUGUGGAGCAUCUCAUCUCACGCAUGUGCCAUUACCAGCAUGGCCACAUCAAUUCUUACCUCAAACCCAUGCUACAGAGAGACUUUAUAACAGCCUUGCCAGCGCGGGGUCUGGAGCACAUAGCGGAGAACAUCCUGUCCUUUCUGGAUGCCCGCUCUCUGUGCGCGGCUGAGCUGGUGUGUCGCGAGUGGCACCGGGUCAUCUCCGAGGGCAUGCUGUGGAAGAAGCUCAUUGAGAGGAUGGUGCGCACUGAUCCACUGUGGAAAGGCCUGUCUGAAAGACAUCAGUGGGAGAAGUACUUGUUCAAGAACCGCACAAAUGAAGUCCCACCCAACUCGUACUAUCACUCACUCUACCCUAAAAUUAUACAGGACAUCGAGACGAUUGAGGCCAACUGGCGCUGCGGCAGACACAACCUGCAGAGGAUCCAGUGCAGAUCAGAAAACAGCAAAGGGGUUUACUGCCUACAGUACGACGAUGACAAGAUCAUCAGCGGCCUCCGAGACAACUCCAUUAAGAUCUGGGAUAAGCACACUCUGGAGUGUCUGAAGAUUCUGACCGGUCACACUGGUUCAGUUUUGUGUCUGCAGUAUGAUGAGAGGGUAAUAGUGACUGGUUCCUCAGACGCUACUGUCAGGGUUUGGGAUGCGAAUUCCGGUGAGGUUCUGAACACUCUGAUCCACCACAACGAGGCGGUCCUUCACCUGCGUUUCUGUAAUGGCCUGAUGGUGACGUGCUCUAAGGAUCGCUCCAUCGCAGUGUGGGACAUGGCCUCUGCCACUGACAUCAGCCUGCGUCGCGUUCUCGUGGGCCACAGGGCCGCCGUCAACGUCGUCGACUUCGAUGACAAAUACAUCGUCUCCGCCUCGGGAGACAGAACUAUAAAAGUGUGGAGCACUAGUACCUGUGAAUUUGUCCGAACACUAAAUGGACACAAGAGAGGUAUUGCCUGCCUCCAGUACAGAGACAGACUGGUGGUCAGCGGCUCCUCGGACAACACCAUACGAUUGUGGGAUAUUGAGUGCGGGGCAUGUCUGCGAGUGUUGGAAGGCCAUGAGGAACUUGUUCGUUGUAUUCGGUUUGACAACAAGAGGAUCGUCAGUGGAGCAUAUGACGGCAAGAUUAAGGUGUGGGAUCUGCAGGCUGCUUUGGACCCUCGUGCUCCAGCCAGCACUCUCUGUCUGCGCACGCUAGUGGAGCACUCUGGCCGUGUGUUCCGGCUACAGUUUGAUGAGUUCCAGAUCAUCAGCAGUUCCCAUGACGACACAAUCCUUAUAUGGGACUUCUUGAAUGUCUCCCCCAACGGACAGCCAGACGGAGUCCCACAUGCAGCCAGAUCGCCCUCGCGCACCUACACGUACAUCUCCAGAUAGCGGGUACCUUUGAUGUGUGCCAGUGUGUCCUGGGAUAGCUGAGAGCUGAUUGGCUAUGGGAUUUGUCUAUCCCUGAAAAGAGUGAAAGGAACUGCCUCCUUGUUUUCAUCUCUCCGGUCUGAUGGGAAGCUUCUCCAGUAACACUCAAGUUUGCCACAGCAACAUAUUCUCACACCAACUAUGAGUCGACAUGGAAACACCGUCUCUGUAAUACGAUAGCACACAGCACAAUUUUAACGGUUUUGCUCAGCAUUAACUCUAGUUUCACACUGCAAAUGGCAUUUAGAAGCUUGAAAUGAUGAUAUUUAUUGCCAGAGUAUUGCUAAGACGUUCUUAGAAUAUAAUCUAAGCUCUUUAUACCUUCACUAAGCCCCCACAAAAAUCCAUGUAUAUAUAAAACACUCUGUCAAUGGACGAUUUAACUUUCCCACUUCUCUUCUGAGACUGUUGAAUGGACAGACUGUCGUGUUGGAGAAAGAGAUUCUUAACAAACCUGCCAAGGAGAAUGGAGUACAUGGACUACGUGGACAGACUAGUGAAUUAUUUCUAUCUCUCUUUCUGUCUCUCUGGCCUUGGGCUAGACCAGAAACGCAUACUCUUUAAGCGUAGGAGAGUGACUGCUCUGCGUCGGCAGAACUGAGUUUGAAUUCUCCACCUCGUCUCGUUCUCAUCUCGAGGCUGAGGUGGGCGUUGUGCAUGUGAGACAGUGUGGAAUCCGUCCUCCUGGCUCUGCUUUUUAUUUCUUCUUUUUUGGUUCACUUUCAGAUUUUUUUAUUCCUUUUUUUUUUUUUUUUUUUAUUUGUGUACUCAUAUUUUCAUUGUAUUCUUAUGCUAGACAUUGUAGAGCUCUUUGUUCCACUCCAAUGGCAUUUGUGUUUCUCUCUCUCUGUCUCUCUCUCUCUCUGCUUGCUGUAUGAUAGUGUAUUCUAGUUGUAAGCCAAACUGUCGUGUCAAAGAUUGUUCUAUAUUAAAAUUAUUAUUUUUUAAGAAAAAUACAUUUAUUGUGAAUAAAGUACAAGACCAUGGUGA
Messenger RNA from Ictalurus punctatus (channel catfish), 2809 nucleotides. RefSeq names its product F-box and WD repeat domain containing 11a (gene fbxw11a). Gene Ontology annotation, molecular function: protein dimerization activity. Lineage: Eukaryota; Metazoa; Chordata; Actinopteri; Siluriformes; Ictaluridae. The coding region runs from base 77 to 1780 and encodes 567 amino acids. The record is from RefSeq and is a predicted model, not a curated record. The transcript is spliced from 14 exons.